Messenger RNA from Hemiscyllium ocellatum (epaulette shark), 3788 nucleotides. RefSeq names its product adipogenesis associated, Mth938 domain containing (gene aamdc). Gene Ontology annotation, biological process: positive regulation of fat cell differentiation. The record is from RefSeq and is a predicted model, not a curated record. The transcript has 4 exons. The coding region runs from base 244 to 612 and encodes 122 amino acids. Lineage: Eukaryota; Metazoa; Chordata; Chondrichthyes; Orectolobiformes; Hemiscylliidae. Gene Ontology annotation, cellular component: cytoplasm.
UCCGCACCCCCCCCUGCUUCCCAACACGCCCGAGCCGGGCUAGAAAGUAAACAUAGAUUGCGGGCGUUUGGAGGAACAGGCAGUUCAGGAAGAAUCUUCCAGCAUCCCGUCUUGCACCGCGCUCAAAGAGCCAGGCACGAGCAAAGGAUUCGACGGGAGGGAGCAAGAGCGGCCGUUGCCUUAGUAACCGUUGGUUAGCAACUGGCCCAGGGAAUUGAGGUCUGAAGGUGGUACUUUACUAUUAUGUCAUCUCCAAAAAUAGCUUCACUCUCUUGGGGUCGCAUGAAGGUCCAAGACUGUGCUACUACAUAUAAGGACUGCAAGGUGUGGCCAGGAGGAAGUCGUACCUGGGACUGGAGAGAAACAGGGACUGAUCAUUACCCUGGAGUGCAGGCAGCUGACCUGGAGGAAAUCAUUAACAAAGGUGUUGAGACGUUAGUUAUUGGCCGUGGAAUGAGCGAGGCUUUACAGGUUCCUUCCAAAACGCUGGAGUAUCUUAAGAACAAAGGAGUUGAGGUGAAAGUCCUUCAGACAGAGGCAGCUGUGCAAGAAUACAACUUGUUAGCCAGUCACGGUGUACGAGUAGGAGGCGUCUUCCACUCCACUUGCUGAAACAACAAAUCAAACAAUGCCAGGCACCCUGACAACACUUUGGCCAUAGUGACCGUCCCUUGGUUUCACCACUUGAAAUGUGGUCUCUUUGUGAUUGUUUUCUUUGUGGUGUGCAGUUUGAAUUACUUAAACAGGAGGAGAAAAGGCUUUGAUGGGUGUGUAUUACACAAAAACAAUUCCCGUUUCAAACUGGACUGUCCAGUUUCAGUGUUGACUCUGGCCUUCUGCACAUUCAAAACUGGAGGACAGAAGGGUCAUUUUUACCUGCUGUCCUCAGAUUUUUUUAAAAAUUAAAAGUAUGCAUUGGGAGACCUUAAAUCCUCAUUCCCGAGGUUGUGCAUAGUUAAGACACGCACUUUCCCAUUUUGGUUAGACAUGAAGGAACUGACUAAGGAGAUCCCAUUUCAAGAAUGUGUUAUCAGUAUGGUUUCCCACUGUGUGUAGGAGAUGAUCAGGCUGGAGAGAACAAUCUCUCCUUCUGACUGUGCUUGAGUGAAUCAAAUCUGCAGUUGCACUGAGCUUGCAUGUUUGAUGUCCUGACCCAGAAUGCUACCAUUUAAAUUCCUUUUGCCUUUUAUCUUGGUAAUAGUUCCUCAAAUUGAUUAUUUUUGUUGUUAUCGAUGUAGAUUUCCUAAUAAUUGCCAUCUAUCUGUCUGCGGUUGGCUGAAUUGCACAUGCACCUGUGAAAUGCAAAUAGCCGGCCGGAUGACUGCAGAAUAGCUAUCUGCUGAAUCAGACCACUUUGAGAUUGGUUAUGAUUGAGUGAGUGACAGGAAUUCAUUCUUUCUGGUCAAUAAUUCUCAGAGAGACAUGAAAAUACGCAAGGAAAAAGCCUUGUCGCCCCUUUGAAGGGCGACGGUAGGAUAGUGGUAAUGUCACUGGACUAGUAAUGCAGAGGUCCAGGCUAAUGCUCUGGACACAUAGUUUCAAAUUCCACCACAGUACUUUGAAGUCAAUUAGUGAAUCUGGCACUGAAAGCUAGCCUCUGCAAUACUAGUACAAAAUUUUGAGAGCGUGGAUAGUAAGAGGCCUUUCCCCAGGAUGAAAAGGUCAACUACACGAGGGCACAGGUUCAAGGUGAGGGGGAAACUUUUAGGGGAGAAGUGUGGGGAGAACUCUUCACACAGAAGGUGGUGCGGAACACACUGCCAGUGGAGAGGAUGGAAGCAGACACGUUAGUAAUGUUUAAGGUGUACCUUAAUAGACACAUGCUUGUGAGGCGAACAGAAACUGCACAUGGGCAAUAAGUAACAGGUCUACAUAAGGAUUAGAAUCAGCACAGGCUUGGUGGGCAGAAGAGUUUGUUCCAGUGCUGUACUGUAUUGUAAUGGUGACCAUGAAAUUAACAUCCAUUUUUGUAAAAUUCCAUGUGGAAGAAAAUCUGCCAUCCUUACCUGGUCUGGCCCUGCAUGUGACUGCAGACCCACAGCAAUGUGCUUUUGAUUCUGAACUGACCUUUGAAUGGUUGAGUAAGCCCUCAAUUCAGGGUGGUCAGGGCUGGGUAACAAAUGCUGCCCUUGCCAGCAACACUCACAUUCUAUGAAAGAACAAAAAGGAAAGAAAAAAAUCAUCUGAAACAUGCUAGAUAAAACUCAACAUUAUCAAGUGGAGACACAAUAUGACUAGGAAGUGUUUCUUGCAUUUUAUGAGCCUUGUCUGAAUUUUGAUUCUGAUAACUUCAGUAAAACUCUGAAUUUUUCAAAGAGUGACUCCACCUCCUCCCCAUGCCCAAUUUCACCCCAUUAUCUAGUUCUUACCAGGUUACUGUUUGUGAUAACUUGCUGUGUUCAAAUCAGAUGUUGCAUUUCAUAUUUUGACAUCACUUCAAAAUUAAUUGCCAGUAAAGCAAUAUAGGACAUCUUGAGCUAGUGAAAGAGGCUACAUAAAUGCACAUUCUUCAAAUUAAGAUUGGCAAGAUGAUUUGUUUAAUCUCAGUUAACAGUUCUAUGCCAGAACAGUCCUGGUAAGGGAUCGAGCCAGGAUAAAUCCCCAUUUAAAUCCCCUUCUCUUUCUGGAAUUAGCUGUUCUCAGUUGGGACAGAUGCUAUGGCAUGGUUCCAGGAGCCAAGGACUGUAAAGAGGGAGGAAAUUAAUCAGAGUCCAGUUACCUUUUUGUAAUCCAGUGCUCACCUACUGGAAAGGCAUUAAUGUAUUGCAUAAGGUCAGGAUUGGACCGCAUCAUGCUUUUCUCAUGAUACCUUGCCACUGUACUAUUCACUGGCCAGGCCAUCAUCUCAGGGAGGUAAUAGAGAAUCCAUGUACCAAUUAAACCAUGUUCUAGCAUAUGGCCAUUGCUUAAGGAUAAGGAUAAUAUUGUAGGAGGAGGAGGAGAAAUUGAUGGUCUUGAUACAAGGGAAUGGUACAGAUAUUUUCUGAAUGUUAGCAUUACCUCAGGAGCAGUAUUCUUCUCUUUGAGUGCAAAGUCCAAGCUGAUAUUUUCAGUGCAGAACAGAAGUAGUGCUGCACUGUCAGAGGUGCCAUCUCUUGGAUGGGAUGUAAACCAGGCUCCUUCUGAGUGGACAUAAAAAAUCUCACUGGAGCCAUUUAGCAAAUGCAGAGUUUCCCCUUAUAUACAAGCUAACACGUGCUUUAACCAAACUCACUGCAUAACAGACUAACAUCUGGACAUUUACAGUAUUAGCAUUUCUGGAUGCUUGAGAUGUGCAGAUUGGCUUCCAUAUUUUCAGCAUGCGCUACUGAACAAAAACUUAAUUGGCUGGGAAGUGAUUUGAAAUGCCUGAGACAGUGAAAGUGCAGUAUCAAAUGCAGGCUGUUAUUUCCUUGCCUUGUAAAUAUUUCUUUCUGAUGGUCAUCUUCCCUCACCCAACCUACAGAUUCAUCCCAACAUUACAAGCCCUUUUGCUCAGUCUGAAAUGUGUGCCUGAUAAGUUUCAUUUUUAGUUUUAAUGGCGUAAUGGUCACAGCUUCUUAAACAUACAGCACAAAGAAGCCUAGACAGUGUCUGCCAGCUUUCGAUGGUAGAGGUAGCAAGCAAUUCACUACUUGAAGGAUAAUGUUAGAAUUUGUUCAUCUAAUGUUUUGAGUCCGUAUUCAUAGUGAGCCUUGGGAAUAUAGGUUGAUGGAAUGUUUUGUCAAGCAAUAGGAAAGAAACCUGAGAGCAAGUGUAAAUGGACUUGUGAAUAAAUAGAUAACUAAUAAAGCUAUAGUCUGCACAAA